UUUGAAUUUGCGUCAAUUCCCUCCUCAUAUGCCCUGAAUUUGUUGUCAGCAAUACAUGAGACAUGUUUUAGACAUUUAAUAUGAAUAGCGCUAUGAAUAGUGUAUUGCCGUCGCCUCAGGAGUUGAUGAGAUUCUGUCAGACCAUUGCAACUGAUAAACGUCUCAAAGUGUCUAAACUUAAACACAAGAAGACAUCUACGGUCACGACUGACGCCAAGAGUGGCAAACAAGAGCCCAACGACGACAUUAAGAAUUACGUUGAAAACACAAUGAAUGAGUUGUUGGGUUGGUAUGGGUUGGAAAAACUCAACUCAAGAGACACUAAAGACUUAAAUCUCAAACAUUUUACGUCAAAUAACAAAAAGUUGGACUCAAAGAAUACAUGUCUUUCAGCCAACACAAGUCGUACAUCGUUUCCAACCAAAUCCAAKGAUAACAAAGAAGAAAAUCGUCGCUCAUUAUCACCAUUUAGUGGAUCAGAUAAUGAAAGUAUUAGAKUGGAUACCAGUAUUGGUGAUAGCAUUUGUCGAUCGGCAUCACCACCAUUGACCGUUACAACUGAAUCUAAUAACAGUGACAAUGGAUUGGAAAACAAAGAUAAUUUAGAAGACAACCAAAACAUACCUCCCGGUUAUAUAGUAUGCGCCUGGUGUGCAAAAGUUGGUAUGAAAUUAUUUACAUUAAAAAGCAGUACCGGUUCUAAAGCUUUUUGCAGUGAAUUAUGUUUUACUCAAUGUAGAAGAGCUUCAUUUAAGAAAAAUAAGAUAUGUGAUUGGUGCAAACAUGUCAGACAUACUGUUAAUUAUGUGGACUUUCAAGACGGUGAACAACAGUUACAGUUUUGCAGCAAUAAGUGCUUAAAUCAAUACAAAAUGAAUAUUUUCUGCAACGAAGCCAAAGCACAUCUCACACAACUGAGCUCUGGUAUGCUUAAAGAAGUGGAAAAAUUAGUCCCAAUAUCAUCCAAACAGUCAUCAAAUUUAAUAACACCYGAACUAUGGUUAAAAGAUAGCAAAAAUGUAGAAAAUGGCAACAACUCUGGCGUUUCUUUUAUGGAUAGUUCUGACUCUGAGUUGGAUCUGGAGUUUGAAGAAUCGCAGACACCUAACGAUGAAUCUGUUAAAAGAAAAUUUUCAGAGUUUUCUAAAGACAGUGAAUAUAAACCAAAUGACAAACUAAAAGAUGAUUUAAGAAAUAAAGAAAAGCAAUACAAAGAUUCAAAACGUGUUAAGUAUUCGCACAACAAGUCAUCAAAAAAUAGUCGUAUCAUUACAUCAACCGGUGCUAAGAAUUUAAAUACUAAACAUUCGAGUUCUGAGUUAAUUAGUCCGACAACUGAUUGGUUAUCUUGUGAACCAAAAGACAAGAUAUCGAGUUUACAUUCGCCUAACUUUAGAGCCCAUAGACAUUCACCGGUUCCUUCAUCGUCAUCAACAAUAAGAUCAUCAAUGGUUGCAUCAAAUAAUAACAUUCCUAUUUUAUACAAUAACGCCAAUAAUCCAGUUCCACACAGUCCUGUGGUGAUACCUAAUGGCUCUCCGACGAGUCAACUUUAUCCGAGAUUUCCCAGUAAUAUUGGUAGGGCUGAGCAUACAAUCCGGGCUCCAAUUAUGCCUUCACCAACAUUUACACCAAGAGCUCCUCCAACAUUACCAAAUCUAUUAGGACCGACACAACUGGAUAUGUUUUUAAGAAUGCAAUCCAAUUUUCCAGGACUGCGACCACCAUUUCCACCAUUUAUGAUACCACAUCCACCCGUUCCCCAAGCAUUUGCUGGUUUACCACCCAUUAAUGGAUUUCCUCCGACAAACAGUUCUCCACUAAUACAACCAUCAGUUCCUCAUCCAGUAUCACAAAUGUAUUCACAUUCAUCAUUGCUUCCACCCGUCACUAUAAUGGUUCCAUAUCCAGUACCAAUACCUAUACCACUGCCAAUACCGAUACCUUUGUUAUUUCCGGUGGAUAAGUCAUCUAAUAAUAAUUUUAAAGAGUCCGAUAAUAAUUCAAAUAUUAAUUCAAGUAAUGCACAGACAAAUACAUUGCAUAAACCAAUUGACAGUACAAAUAAUACAAUUGCGACAACUGUCACAACUUCAGUCAAUAAAGUGGAAUCAGUUAUUUCAAAAUUGGUUGAAAAGAAAGCCAGAAUUGGCACAAAUUCAACAAUAAUUUUAGACAAUAUCGAUGAACAUUGUCUAGAUUUAAGUCGAUAUAAGAGCGAUAACAUCAAUAAUAACAUCAAUUUUAUCGAUACAGAUAUAAAUGAUAACAACAGCAAUGAGUCUGUACCACAAAAUUUGAUAAUUUCUCACCAACAGUGACACUGAUAAUUAGUUUYAGUGGCACUUUUUUAAAUGAUUUAAAUAUUUGCCUAAUGUUAUACUUU
Molecule: messenger RNA, 2386 nt
Organism: Oppia nitens
Lineage: Eukaryota; Metazoa; Arthropoda; Arachnida; Sarcoptiformes; Oppiidae
Gene: Sobp
Product: sine oculis-binding protein homolog
Exons: 7
Coding region: 81-2321 (746 amino acids)
Biological process (GO): animal organ development
Cellular component (GO): nucleus
Source: RefSeq, a predicted model, not a curated record